Lampris incognitus (smalleye Pacific opah) is the source of this 1609-nucleotide messenger RNA. Its product is annotated as putative nuclease HARBI1. The record is from RefSeq and is a predicted model, not a curated record. The transcript has 3 exons. Lineage: Eukaryota; Metazoa; Chordata; Actinopteri; Lampriformes; Lampridae. The coding region runs from base 346 to 1605 and encodes 419 amino acids.
ACAGUUCGUUAAUGUCCACGUGCACCGAUACAUUUUGGCAAAAAAAAAAAGGCAGAUCGACACUGACAUUUGUUAGCAUUUGACCUCGCUAACCGCGGGCUUUUGCUCACUUUAAUGUAUUGUCACUUGAACUGCCAAGAGGAUAAGUUAGGAAGUUAACGCUAGCAGCUCUUAAGUUAUCUAGCGUUAACCGGCUAGCUUAGCAGUGUGCCCGCAGAAAACAAUAUAAUAUCCUUAGGUAGCCACAGCUAACGCUGCUACCUGGUCUGCCAUGCUGCGGUGCUGACGACGGUGGAAAACGAGUUUGCUUUAUUCAGCAAAUCGUGGUAAUUGGGCCUGGGGAGAAUGGAUGUAGACGAAUAUAUACAAUCAGCAGGCAGGGCCGUUCUGGAUAUGAUGGAGCGGGAAUGGGAACCCCUGUCUCAGGGCGAACUGGAGCAGCGUUUGGAUCAGGCGGUUGAAGACAUCCUGGAGGCGGAUGUACUCGCAAAGGUGAGAGCUCAGCCACCUGCGGUGUACGCACAGUUAGUUCAGACCCGAGCGUACGCCGAGCCGCCGUUUGUACCGACUGAAGCAACCGGAUCCGACCCGCCUGAGGAAGACGCAGCCGGGGCCUCAGAGUCACCCGACACCGUGGCAAGUACCGCAGUCAACUACAUUACGGACCUGCUCCAGAAUUCAAAAUACCAUUCUAAUAGGACACGGCUGGCCGGUCGGGCACGCUUGUCUCUGCCCCAUACGGUCCUGCUGUCCCUUAUGCUCCUGUCCAAGCGCAUCAGUUACCGCUCCGUGUCGACCCGAUUCCGCCUGGAGAAGGGCAACAUCCACAGGAUAUUUUUUUCUUUCUGUGAGCGUAUUAACAUGCUGGAAGAGGAACAAAUCCGGUGGCCAGUUGGUGAAGAGGCUUUAGAGUCCCUUCUCCCCUUCUCUGAUCUGCUGGAAGGGCAAGGUUUACCCCAUGUACUGGGGGUCCUGGGGGACACUUGCAUCCCUAUUCGUCUGCCGAUAGGGAAACAGGAUGUGGAGAGCACAGUGCCAGAGGUGAAAAGGAUGAAGAAGGAUGCCCAUCCUGACGCGUGGCUCAACCUUGAACUUGUAUGUGACUACAGAGGCCGGUUCCUGCAUUGCAGAAUCAGUAAAGGAUCUGAACUAGACAGAGCCGGUGCCCUGAGAGACAAAUUGAAACAGCACCCUGAGCUGAUGCCCGCAGGCUCUUGCCUUGUAGCCAGAACCGGGUACCCCCUCACUGCUCACAUUUUAACCCCACACAUUGUAACUCACGGACCAAGAGAGGACCUCUUCAACAAGACACUGGAGGCACAUUUCAACAUCAUGGAUCAAGCUGUUGCUAACCUGAAAGCCAGGUUUCAAAGGCUCAGAUAUCUUGACAUGGGGAGUUAUGAGAGGGCCAGAGUGGUUGUAUUGGCUGCCUGUAUACUGCACAAUGUGUUUCUGGAUAUGGGGCAAGUGGUUUCAGGAGAGGCUGAACGAGAUGAAGGCAGGAUGGAGGAAGAAGGUGAGGGGGAGGUAGACAGUGAGGGUGUGAGCAGACGGGAUGCCAUCUCAGAUUUAUUGUUUAAUCAGUUAGACUCAGGAAGUUUAUGAUGAU